AUGUCCGAACGACAGUCGAACCGUUCGAAUGGCAGUACUAGCUCGCUGCCAUCGACUUCGACCAGAACGACUGCGACUUCUCGUAGUAGGCCGAGCACCGCACUCCACAACUCCUCUCACCGUCAGGGUCAAGUCUUGAUUUCUGGAGGCCAGCCUCCUCGAUAUGCUAUCGACCUCUCCCAGGCCCCACGCGACCGUCAUCGCGAAAUAUGCAAAGCCUUCAAAUCCGAGAUCCUUGCCCUCUCCCAGCUGUACAACUCCACCCUCGAGCUGUUCGGAGCACUGGGCAGGUUCAUCGCGAUGUUCGCGAAGGUGUUGUUGAGGAGGGUGUGGUCAGAUGAGGAGACGGAGGAGAUUAGAGGGAUUGCGGAGGAGAGUGGGAUUCCGGUCCAUAUGGUCGUGGCGUAUAACACGUUUUUGGACUUGUUUUCUGGGUGUGUUAGUGGGGGUGUAAGGGAGGGGAGUGUGGAGGGUGGGAGGAUGCUGCACUUUAGAGGAUUGGAUUGGGAUAUGGAGCCUUUGAGGGAUAUGAUUAUCCAAGUUGAAUAUGUCAGGGAGGGGAAGGUCGUUGCAAGAAGCGUCACAUAUGCUGGGUAUGUUGGAAGCUUAACGGGCGUGAGGGAAGGACUCUCAAUAUCGUUGAAUUACCGAGCAAGAAUCAUCUCGUCCAAGUCCGUGUUCGCCCACCGUUGGCAUCAAUUAUGUCUUCUUCUGGGCUUCCGACAAUCCAUUUCUAGUCAACUACGCACCCUCCUCCUUUCUCCAGGACCAGCACCGUCCCUCGACCAUAUCUCGUCAACCUUCCAAUCGAACCACGCUUCCCCUUCCUACUUGACGUUCUGCUCCCCCGCAGAAGUUAUGGUGAUAGAAAAAGACCUGAAAAGUGCGACGGUGCAGAGGUCGGAUUCGUUCCUUGCUGUUACGAACCAUGACGCGAUGAUGGAGGAGUGGGACGAGGGUGUGUGGAGAACCACGGUGAAAGAGAGCGGGCUUACGGAUAUUGGAGGGAUCAUGGAAGAUAGUAUCCAACGAAAGCGAUGUGUUGCGGGGAUGUGGAAGGAGUGUAGUGGCGGACUGGUGACUGCGAAAGGGUCGGGUAUGAGUGGGAAAGAGGGUGGAGUGUCGGUGGAGGAUGUGAAGAAGUGGUUAAGGACGUAUCCUGUUCGGAAUGAGUGCACGCAUUUUUCGUGUAUAAUGGAUCCGGCUGGAGAGGGUGGUGGGUUGGUUUGGGCGGAGACGUACGAUGAAAGCGCUUGA
Coprinopsis cinerea okayama7#130 is the source of this 1257-nucleotide messenger RNA. RefSeq lists its product as hypothetical. The coding region runs from base 1 to 1257 and encodes 418 amino acids. The record is from RefSeq and is a predicted model, not a curated record. Lineage: Eukaryota; Fungi; Basidiomycota; Agaricomycetes; Agaricales; Psathyrellaceae. The transcript is spliced from 3 exons. Gene Ontology annotation, molecular function: hydrolase activity, acting on carbon-nitrogen (but not peptide) bonds.